Messenger RNA from Oikopleura dioica, 966 nucleotides. The record is from the annotation of a GenBank genome assembly. Lineage: Eukaryota; Metazoa; Chordata; Appendicularia; Copelata; Oikopleuridae.
AUGACAGUAGGAGUGCCUUUUUCGAGGCAGUUUCGGAAGAUAAUCACGAGUGAUCUUUAUGGAAUCGGCGAUCUUUCGGACCGAAAAUUCAGCCAUCAAGAAAUUGCUACAAUGCAGACCGGAACAGUCGUCUCCUUCCACGAACGAGGCUCCGAACUCCGCCGAGGAACCUUCCUCGUCUCUUCCGUCUCCGUCCUCCGUCGAAUCUCCCCCGGCCAACUGAUCGGCGAGCUACUUUCAAACCAAGAACUCACUCACUUCUGCCAAAUCAAGAAUCUAUCGACAAAGACCUACGCUACAUCUGUGAUAGAAGCAUACGAAUUCGUCAAAAAAGUCGGCGAAAAUACCCGAAUCAUGCAGAAAAUUUCGAUGAACAAGAACAUCGUUCCCGCGAAUAAAAGAGCGCUGCCGAGAGAGCCAGUUCAGGUUAUCAAUGUCGAUCCAGGGAUGGUUCGAGGAUUUUCCUUGAACCCGCAAAUGAAAAAGCAAAAGAGCGCCGAAGAAAGCUUCACCCGUGACUUCCCAAAAGGAAAACCGUCAACUGAAAACAAAGAAGAAAAUUAUAUCGACGAUGAUGAUGACAAACCUGUCAUUGACAGCUUUCAUGUUUCCAAUAGCAAUAAAGUCCACACCGUCGAGGAUAGCGAUGACGAUACCGGAGACGUCAAAGUCGAGCUAAUCGAAGAAGAUGACGAAGAAAUCGAGGAAAUCCGGUCAGAGCCCCCACCUCCUAUAGCAAUACCUCAGAAGCUAGAUACAGAAGCUCAGGCGAAUACAGCUCUGCAAAUACAACGACUUCUUGAGUAUCAAAAACAGAUGCAGACCUUGAAACUCAGUCCGCAAAUCAGACGAACCGGCGAAGUGGUCAAUAGUGGCGUCAGAAAAUACAACUCUCCAGGCACCAUCCGCGAUAUUUCCUUCAAUCAAGGGAAUCCUUCAAAGUACGGAAGAAUAACCGUCAUGUAA